This is a messenger RNA of Penicillium lagena, 1410 nucleotides long. Its product is annotated as Zn(II)2Cys6 transcription factor domain-containing protein. Gene Ontology annotation, molecular function: zinc ion binding; DNA-binding transcription factor activity, RNA polymerase II-specific. The transcript has 3 exons. The record is from RefSeq and is a predicted model, not a curated record. Gene Ontology annotation, biological process: regulation of DNA-templated transcription. Bases 1 to 1410 code for a protein of 469 amino acids. NCBI's taxonomy places the organism in Eukaryota, Fungi, Ascomycota, Eurotiomycetes, Eurotiales, Aspergillaceae.
AUGCCAAAACAGGCUUGGAAAUCAGAUACUUGCAUCACCUGCCGCAGGAGAAAGGUCAAGUGUGAUGGCCUCCGGCCACGAUGUGGGAAAUGUACCAAGCACGGCGUGUCCUGCGAUGGAUACCAGGGGGACUACGGCCAAUUAACGCGCUCGGCAUCGUCAGCCCAGAGCCAGAAGCUACUGGACUAUGUGAAAACCACGCGGAUGCUGCAAACCGCCCUCGCCAUCUCCUCGCCCCAUGCCGGGAAACAGUAUCACUGCCAGCUGCUCGCCAGAUUCAUGACCCUCUACAUGCCAAACGAGCUGAUCCCAGCGCAUGUAGCCCAGCAGACGGCCUGUCUGUGGUACAAGGAUCUGCCCGACUCGCUGGGUCGCUCUGAUUUGUAUGACCAGGCUCUUGUUGCGCUUAGCAUGCUCAUCAUCGGCCAGUCGGAGGGCAAUGAGCAAUUGUCCACGGAGAGUCUUAGGCGCUAUAGCGAGGUCUCGCAGAACAUGGCCAAUGACGAUAUCACUAAGAAUCUGAGUUUGAACGAUCAGCUGGGUAUUGCGAUGACCAUGACGAUCUACGAGGUCCACUAUUCAUGCGCCGGCCGCGAAGCAACAACACUCUCCAAACCCGAGUGGCUCGCCAUCUCGCACGACAGCGAUAGUUAUGACACGCUCCUCGACAUCAUCCUCCAGAUCCCGCGGCUUUCGCAACAGAUGUCCAAACAUAUCAAGCAGCGUGGCGGCGGCUUGAUCCGCGACGAUGAGACGCUGCGUCAAACAUGCCACGAGCUGCGCCGACUGGAAGCCCAGCUUCUAUACUGGUACUGGGAUCUUCAAGCCAGCCAUGACGCCGUCAUGUUCUGCCUUGACCAGUCCCUGCCAUCGGAUGCGCCCUUCGUGGCGGGGGAUACGUCGCAGAUUGUCCGCUUCGUGGACAGACCGUCCUUCGAGCUGCACAUCAUGUUUUGGAUUGGGUGUAUGUCACUAUACAUGCUUGGAGCAGAGAUUCGAUGGCCCCUCAAUGAUGAGAACCCUGGGUAUGGGCCCUUCGUCUCCAUGGAAGACAUAGCGCACCCAAACCCCGACAUCCCGCAAAUCGCACACUCAAUCAAUAAAGGCGGGAUCCGCUCCGCGAUGGAGAGCGACUACCUAGCACGCCACUUUGCAGACCGCGUUUGCCAAAGCGUUGCGAUGUGCAUGCGCACCGGAUUCCCCAUGUGCGGACUACAAGCGAUGCUCCCGCCGCUGUGGUUCGCGAGCCAGGCGUUCGAGCGGUCGGCGCGAGAAAAAGCGGAAUGGUGCCAGCUGGUGCUGGGAUGCAUUAAUGUGAGGGGUAUGAAGCUUGCCGAGGUGGUUAGAAAUAUCUCGCAGGAUCAGUUUGUGGCUAUGAGGUCGAUUAAUUAUCAGACGGCAUCUGGGUAG